This is a messenger RNA of Thermothelomyces thermophilus ATCC 42464, 3266 nucleotides long. RefSeq lists its product as uncharacterized. The transcript has a single exon. Lineage: Eukaryota; Fungi; Ascomycota; Sordariomycetes; Sordariales; Chaetomiaceae. Bases 609 to 2312 code for a protein of 567 amino acids. The record is from RefSeq and is a predicted model, not a curated record.
CCUGUGCUUGCACGGCCGUCAAGGGAUUGCCUGGUUCAUCCCAUCUGCGCAUUUGACAAGUUCAAACUCGCCUGGCUGCACGAAGUGCGGGUCGGCAGCUCAGCUUCCCCCGGUCAGCAAACCUUUGAUCUCGUCUCGCCACCGCCGAAGCACCAUCGGGAAGUUACGUUUUUCAGCAAAGGCCGCCUGCCCGCCUUCGUCACAAAACACAACCUCGCUGACGAGCAACUGGCCCCAUCUUUCCUUCCAUCGUUUUUUGUCUAAUUCGACCGCUCAUUCAGCAUCUACGGGCCUUCGCCAGCAUCGUUAAUUACCAUCCUCGCAUUUCCAGCUGAUCGGUUCUUCACAAUCAUCAGUAUUCGGUUUUUAGUCGGAACAAGGCAUUCUCCCGUCAUCAUUCUUUUUUCGACUCUUCGAGAGAAAUACCAAUAGACCUAGCCGCCGCACAUUAAACGUUCGAUCACGUUUUCUCGGCCGCCACGAUUCGCUUCGGUACUUUCUAAUAUCCACACGACCGACCCCGCAUCUUUCUGAUUUCCCUCGUCAACUAGGGCAUUCCGCUUGGCCCGACAGUUUUCCUGAGUCACGUCCAAACAUAUCACGCAGUUAUGGACGCUGGAAGUCUGGCUCAAAUGUCGCACGCUCACCUCAACCAAGCCCACGGCUUGACCAUGGGCUCCGGCCUCGCAUCUCGUAGGGGGGGUCAGAACAUCAAGCCGCUUUCGUUCGAAGCCUUGAAGACACCUACCGACAACGGAGUGCCGACUCCCCGUACCAGCCGAUCGCAUCUGUUGGCUGGCCUGCGCACCGCACCGAAGUCGGCAACGGCAGGAAACUUCUCAAACCUUCCUUCGCCUACAACGACCAUGCCUCAAGUCCGGAACCGCAACUCCAUGACCCCCGGCAUGUAUGACGCGGCCAGCUUGUACGGACCGAAGACGUCGAUCCCUCGUUUUGCUAGCCAGCUGCAAGCCCAGCAGGUUCAGCAGUAUCCCCUCGCUCAGUUGUCUGGCUUCAGCCAACAAUACACGGCGGAGCAGGUCCUGGCGCCCCCGCAGUUGCAGUUGGACGAGACCCGGGAGCACAUUGACCCCGCCCUCCAGGCUCAGCUCCUGUAUACCAACGCCUAUCUGUCCGAUCAGCAGCAUCGUCUUCAGCAACAGCUCAAGGCUCUGCAGGCUGCUGCUCAGCAGUUCCAGGGACUCAGCCUUAAUGGCCAUUCUCAGAUGAUGCAGCAAGGCUACCCGAACAUGUACCAGCAGCAGCAGAUGCAGAAUAACAUGCUGGCGUCCGGCGCGGCGCAGACCGGGCUUUACGCCAUGUAUGAUGGCCUCACGGGGGCCUCCAACCUCUAUGUGGACCAAAACCAAGCUCAAGCCCAGGCACAGCAGGCGCAGCUCAACGCCCAGCUCCAGGCUCAGCUCAACGCUCAGCUUGUUAACCAGGCUCAGCUGGCCAACGCGUACGCGAACAUGCAGCAGCCCGCUGUUGGGCCGCCCCGCGUUCAGGUUUCUCCUCCGCCGUCCGCCCCUAACGCAACUGGCGCCCGGAUGCCCUCGCCGCCGCGCCGGCACGAUUCACCUGCCGAGCCUCAUACGCCUCUGCCGCCGGCGAGCGCCAACGCGUUCCGUCGGGGUCAUAAGAAGUCCCCGUCGGUCUCCAACAAGGCUAAUCUGUCGAUCGCGACGAACGAGGAGCCGCCCAAAUCUGCCGGACCAAAGACUGCUUCGUUUCCGCUCACUCCUGUGACCACUGGUUAUGGGCCUGGUCAAGGUCGGGCUGGCGAGCAUCCCAUCCGCCAGCCCCGGAACCCGCCCUCUCUGGACGAGCUCAAGUCUAAGCCGACGGCCAAGCAUGAAGGCAGCAAGAACUUUGUCACCCGCACUCGUCGCUCAGCCAUCAAUAACCUUGUGCGCGCCGGCCUUGAGAGGCGCAAGGAGGCCCGAAGCUCUGGAAGCGUCAGCCCAAUCUCUGAGAGCACCGAGGAGCUCGUUGAGACGCCCAUGACAGACAACGAUAGCGACUCUGGCCGUAGUGGGUCGGGCAGCCUUCUCGACCGCGAUGAGUGCAGCCUGCCCAGCUCGAGGACUAGUACCGGCAGCUGGGGUGCCAUUGGCUCUGAUCGCCCGAGUUCCCGCGAGAAGGCGGACCGCUCCAGCGUCGACAGCGCGCCCUCGGACGCGGAGAACGCACCGGGGAGCUUCGCGAGCCUUCUCAAGAACAGCAACCAGAAUGUUAAGACUGGUGCUGACGCCCAGCGCAAGGCCAGGCUCGUCCUCACCAGCGCCGAGAAGCGCAAGCUCGCUGUCUAGUCAACACUGGGAUUUCAACAAUGGUGAGCUGGACAAGUGGACUUUUUUACGCUGAUUCACGAUCAUGUCUUCUUUUUUUUGAUCUUUUUCCUUCAUCGUCCGGCUGUGGGCUCAUCCCCAAGUUGUUGGUUGCAGCGCGUUUCAACGACUGGAUCAUUCCCCCCCGAACACGUUAUACGAUGUUUUUUUCUGCGCUUUCUGAAAUGACUGGGACCCCACGUUUGCUAUUCAGGGUAUGGUUGCGGGACCCUCUUUCCAAUUUCGUUCUCAAGGAGGAGGGUGUUAGUUUUCGGCCUGUGAUGCAUUUUUAGGGGACAAUGCCUUGGUUUCUCGGAAACUUCGAUUCUUCGACGGCACCAGAAAUACCUGCCGACCCUUUCCCCCCUUUCAUAAAUGCUGGCACUGCGGAGAUCCGCCUUUGGGCCCGCCAGGUCCUUCGAUUCUUACAGUCCUUCACCGGCUCUCAAUGACAACCAAGUUUUCAUUGUCUUGUGGGGAUUCUUCUUCUUAGCUCGGGAACAGGCGGUCCAGAGCUUGGAGCAGCUGUGGCAGACUGGAGCACUGAGGGGGGGAUAUGGAUUAUAUGAGCGAAUGGAUGGGUAGCUGGGACAUGGGAGUGGUAUGACGAGGAGGAAAAGCACAAAGCAGACGUGGGUUAAACCCGUCGUACGCUAGCCCGGGAAUGGAUUUGGGAUCUGACAGCAAGGGUUUGGUCUCGGGAGUAGCAGAUCACCUCAUGAUAUGGGGUACGACGACCGGGCGCUGUUGGGUAGAUGGCAUAGCGUCUUUGACGUUAUUCAUUGGCCCAGAGAGCACCUGGUUUGCAAGUGGGAGAUGGGUGGUGCUUGAGGCGCCGGAUUCUGGCUUAUAGCUUAGAGCUAGGUAGCUACCCCUCCUUCGUCUUCCAUUCACUUCUGGCAUCAUUUGCCUUGUUUGAUAGUACAUCUUCAUGUC